Messenger RNA from Rubroshorea leprosula, 2166 nucleotides. NCBI's taxonomy places the organism in Eukaryota, Viridiplantae, Streptophyta, Magnoliopsida, Malvales, Dipterocarpaceae. The record is from the annotation of a GenBank genome assembly.
GAGGAGCAUAUACAUAUAUUCCGUCUUUGCCAUUAACUCGCUCUGUAUGUGCCAGUUUUUGAGGCGAAUUUAUGGGUCUAACAAAACCGCACUUGCUUAUUACACUCACGUCAUAGAACACGUUUUGUCCAUAGGGUCCUUUGAUUUUGCCCAAAUUAUCCAUGCCCAGCUGAUAAAGGUUGGUUUCAAUAGAAUAACUUUUCUGGGUAAUCGUUGUCUUCAACUAUACUUCAAAUUUGGUGCCGUUAGUGAUGCUUUGAAGGUGUUCGAUGACAUAAGUACCAAAAACACUAUAUCUUGGAAUAUUUGCUUGAGUGGAUUGUUCAAGUUUGGUUAUUUUCAGAGGGCAUGCUCAUUGUUCGAUAAAAUGCCUGUGAGAGAUGUUGUUAGUUAUAAUUCGAUGAUUUCGGGUUUUGCUUCUUGUGGGCUUAUCGAUUAUGCAUUUGGGAUUUUUUUGGAAAUGCAAAAGCUGGGCGUGAGACCCAGUGGGUUCACUUUCUCAAUUUUAACAUCAUUUGUGUGUUGUGGUCGUCAUGGGAAGCAAAUUCAUGGUCGCAUGAUAAGGAGUGGUGUUAAUUUGUCGAAUUUGGUGCUUGGGAAUUCAUUAAUUGACAUGUAUGGAAAGCUUGGUCUUCUUCAUUACGCUUUGGGUGUUUUUAUGACUAUGGAAGAGGUGGAUAUUGUCUCGUGGAAUUCAUUGAUUACUUCUUGUUGCAAGUCAGGCCAUGAAGAGUUGGCCUUGAAGCAGUUUUACUUGAUGAGAUCUGCUGGCUACUUACCUGAUGAGUUUACGAUUUCUACUGCAAUUGCUGCAUGUACUAAAUUGGGAGAUUUGGAUAAGGGUAACCAAAUGUUUGCUUUCAGUCUCAAAGUGGCAUUCCUUUCUAAUUCAAUUGUUCUGAGUGCUAUUAUUGAUCUUUUCUCCAAAUGUAACAGAUUGGAAGAUUCAGUUCAGCUCUUUGAAGAUGUUGAGCAAUUAGAUUCUGUGCUUUGCAAUUCUAUGAUCUCAGGCUAUGCAAGGCAUGGUUUGUGGGAGGAUUCAUUGCGAACUUUUUUGCUAACCUUUAGAGAGGGUUUGAGGCCUACUGAUUUCACACUUAAUAAUGUUCUGAGCUCUACUUCUCUUCUUUCAACUGAGCUGGGAAGUCAAGUUCAUUCUUUGCUGGUCAAGUUAGGCUUUGAGUCAGAGGCAAUUGUAGCUACCUCACUUGUGGAUAUGUACACUAAAAUUGGGUUAAUUGACUGUGCCAUGAAGAUUUUCUUCCAAAUGGAUGUAAGAGAUCUGAUAUCCUGGAAUACAUUAAUUUUGGGCUUGGCUAGAAAUGGCAGAUACUUUGAGGCUUUGGGUACUUUUAAGGAACUAAUCAGAAGAGGUUCACCACCUGAUCGAAUAACACUUGCUGGUGUUCUAUCAGCUUGCAGAUACGGUGGUUUUGUUGAUGAAGGAAUGAGUAUAUUUUCGUCAAUGGAGGAAGAAUACGGAGUUGAACCCUGUGAUGAGCAUUAUGCUUGCAUUGUCGACUUGCUCUGUCAAGCUGGUAAACUAAAAGAAGCAAUUGACACUGCAGAAGCAAUGCCCUCUCAACCUAGUUCUUUUGUUUGGGAACCAAUACUUAUUGCUGCAGCAACUAUUGGCGAUCUGAAUCUCAUUGAAAGAGUAGCAGAGAGAAUGAUGACAUCUGAACCGCAGUCCUCUUUACCUUAUUUACUGUUGGUAAAGGCAUACGAAAUGAGAGGCAGAUGGGAAGGUAUGAUACGAGUGAUGAAGGCCAUGAAGCAGAGGGGUCUGAAGAACAUUACUGGCUGCAGUUGGAUUGGAAUAAAAAACAGUAUAUUUGCAUUCGAGGCAGAUCAGUUAGAGUAUCCAAGCGGCCAAGAGAUAUAUGUUAUUUUGAGAUUGUUAAGUUGGGAGGUGGGAGAGAAAGACAAUAUCCUUCUACACAAUGAUUAAGUGGGUUCUAGGAGAAACCAAGAGUUGAGCAAGAUCCCAGAACAAAACUGAGAUAUUAUUAGGUAAGUUGAAUUAUGUAAAUAAUAAAAAAAAAAAAUUGCAAUUUCAUAUCUACUUCUAUACCUAACUGACGAGCAGGAUGAGUACCAAUGUAGCAGAAGAAGCUAUAGCUGAUUUUGGUUGCUUGAAACUGAAAAUGAACUUACGAAACUGAC